Messenger RNA from Penicillium verrucosum, 1008 nucleotides. Its product is annotated as putative C2H2 transcription factor (Con7). Gene Ontology annotation, biological process: regulation of DNA-templated transcription. The transcript is spliced from 5 exons. The record is from RefSeq and is a predicted model, not a curated record. NCBI's taxonomy places the organism in Eukaryota, Fungi, Ascomycota, Eurotiomycetes, Eurotiales, Aspergillaceae. Bases 1 to 1008 code for a protein of 335 amino acids.
AUGGACAACCGGCCCGCUUCCGAGUACGCACAGCCAGACCAAAAUUCUGCUGCUGCUGCUCACUACACCCCGCAACCUGAGGUCCGCCCUACGCCGCAGUACACACCGCAGCCGGAGGUUCGACCUAAUAUUUCGUCGGCCAACACUCCUCAGUCGGAUUACGGUCUGAACCCUCCGCCGACCGCCCGCUCGCCUGCCUACCAGGACUAUCUUCACCGUCCUCCCCAGUCCUACGCCCCCAACUCCCAACCCGGUGGUGCGGCAGGUAUGGCUCAAGCAACAAAUCCUUCGCUUCCGGCCAACAGCCCCACUUACCCUCCUCCCUACUCUCCUUAUCAACCUCAGGGACAUGAGAUGGCGCAGUACCCGGGUCACCCCCCUCCGCCUCAGCACAUGUACGCACGCCCAGAUUGGCCUCACAGCUAUGGACAACAGCAUCAUGGAUUGCCGGGACCUUAUGCUUCCCCGGCCACAACGGUCUACUCAUUUGUCCCGAUUCCUGGUGCACAGCAGCAUAAGCGUCCCCGUCGUCGUUACGAGGAGAUUGAGCGCAUGUAUAAGUGUGGAUGGAACGGAUGUGAGAAAGCAUAUGGUACUCUAAACCAUUUGAAUGCACACGUGACUAUGCAAUCGCACGGUGCAAAACGUACUCCUGAGGAAUUCAAGGAAAUCCGCAAGGAAUGGAAGGCUCGCAAGAAGGAGGAAGAGGCUCAGCGUAAGGCUAUUGAGGAGCGUGAGCGUGCUGCCGCCCAGGCCGCUCAGGCCAACCAGGUCGAACCUCCCAAUCCCUCUGACCCAUCCCACGGCCAGCCACCUGCUUAUGCCGGUGGAGUCCGCCCUCAACUCCCUCCGAUCGGAUACCAGCCCGCGGAUAGCCAGGUCCCCAGCCAGUACGGUGGUCCUCCUGGCGGUGGAAUGGUCUAUCAAAACAAUGCACAGAUGGCCUACCCUCCCAACUACCCUCACUCUCCCUACCAGAGCGGACCGGUGUACCCGCAACGUGAGUAA